AUGUUCUACUUCCACUGCCCCCCGCAGCUAGAGGGCGCUGCCCCCUUCGGAGGUCACUCCGCUGGCGACUUCGACGACGGGUUCCUGCGAAGGAAGCAGCGCCGCAACCGCACCACCUUCACCUUGCAGCAGCUCGAGGCCCUGGAAGCCGUUUUUGCUCAAACCCACUACCCUGAUGUGUUCACUAGGGAAGAGCUGGCUCUGAAAAUCAACCUCACGGAGGCCAGGGUGCAGGUCUGGUUCCAAAAUAGAAGGGCUAAAUGGAGAAAAACAGAGAGGGGUGCUUCUGACCAAGAGGGCUCUAAGGAAACCAUGGCUGAGGUGGCACCUCCUGUGAGGAAUUUAAAUUCCCCUUCUCCAACAGAUCAAACCAGGAAUAAAAAAGAGGGUCUGGAGAUCCAGCAGAGCCUGAGCCGAGCAGUGGGUCCUACAGGACCUUUCUUCCCUUCCUGCCUGCCGGGGACUCUUCUCAACACAGCCACCUAUGCACAAGCUUUAUCCCAUGUCGCCUCUCUAAAAGGGAGCCCGCUGUGCUCGUGCUGCGUUCCAGACCCCAUGGGCCUCUCCUUCCUGCCCACCUACGGCUGCCAAAGCAACCGCACCGCCAGCGUGGCCGCGCUGCGCAUGAAGGCGCGCGAGCACUCGGAGGCUGUGCUCCAGUCUGCCAACCUCCUGCCCGCUGCCAGCAGCAGCCCCACGCCUCCCGCCAAACCCGGCCCCGAGGGCAGCCAGGACAAGCAGCCCUCUCCAGCCAAGGAGCACAUGGAAGGCGAGAAGAGCGUAUGAGACCGGAGUGGUGCUGGCCCCUCGGCUCAGGGCAGUGACCUGCCGCCGCGCCCUGCCAUGGGGUGAACUG
Molecule: messenger RNA, 856 nt
Organism: Vidua chalybeata
Lineage: Eukaryota; Metazoa; Chordata; Aves; Passeriformes; Viduidae
Gene: DRGX
Product: dorsal root ganglia homeobox
Exons: 6
Coding region: 1-786 (261 amino acids)
Biological process (GO): regulation of transcription by RNA polymerase II
Molecular function (GO): RNA polymerase II transcription regulatory region sequence-specific DNA binding; DNA-binding transcription factor activity, RNA polymerase II-specific
Source: RefSeq, a predicted model, not a curated record